Molecule: messenger RNA, 1039 nt
Organism: Propithecus coquereli (Coquerel's sifaka)
Lineage: Eukaryota; Metazoa; Chordata; Mammalia; Primates; Indriidae
Gene: RPP25
Product: ribonuclease P/MRP 25kDa subunit
Exons: 1
Coding region: 198-797 (199 amino acids)
Biological process (GO): tRNA 5'-leader removal
Cellular component (GO): ribonuclease MRP complex
Molecular function (GO): RNA binding
Source: RefSeq, a predicted model, not a curated record
CGCCGAGAGCGCGGAGUCGCGCGGCGCCCACUCGAGAGAAGUGGGGCGGGAUCGCGCCGUCCCAGCCCGCCCGCCAGCGUCCACGACGCUCCCGCACCCUUACCCCUCUGGCCCCUGCAGGGCGCGACCGGAGACCAUGCAGCCGCGGAGCUGAGGCGACCCAUGGCCAAAGUCAGCGGGCCCGGAGACGACGGCGCAUGGAGAACUUCCGUAAGGUGCGCUCCGAGGAGGCGCCCGCGGGGGGCGGGGCCGACGGGGACGGCCCAGGAUCCGGCCCCUUCGCCGACCUGGCGCCCGGCGCCGUGCACAUGCGGGUCAAGGAGGGCAGCAAGAUCCGGAACCUGAUGGCCUUCGCCACGGCCAGCAUGGCGCAGCCAGCCACGCGCGCCAUCGUCUUCAGCGGCUGCGGCCGGGCCACCACCAAAACCGUCACGUGCGCCGAGAUCCUCAAGCGCCGCCUGGCGGGCCUGCACCAGGUCACGCGGCUGCGCUACCGGAGCGUGCGCGAGGUGUGGCAGAGCCUCCCGCCUGGGUCCACGCCGGGUCAGACGCCUGGCGAGCCGGCCGCCAGCCUCAGUGUACUUAAGAACGUGCCCGGCCUCGCCAUCCUACUUUCCAAGGACGCACUGGAUCCACGACAACUUGGCUACCAGCCCCCAAAUCCCCAUCCUGGUCCCUCGUCCCCGUCAACCGGGCCAACGUCCAAAAGGAGCCUAGGGGAACCUGGAGCUGGAGAAGGCUCCGCGAAGCGGUCGCAGCCUGAGCCAGGGGCUGUGGACGAGGACCAGACGGCCUGAGAACCUCAGACUCCGGUCUUGGGGGUCAUCUAGACAUCUCCCAGCACCUCCACCUCCAGACGCACCUCCAGCCUUUCACGAGUGGGUCCUCUGGACCCCACAGCCUGGACACAGCGCCUCAAACAGGUAGCAUGAACCCCAAGGUGACAGGAGAAGGGCCCCAGGAGUGGCAGUAGAGGAUCCCCGACGACGCCAGGGAAGCUUAGUGAGAUGGCCGCGCCUACGGCUGUGUUGCCUGAAGA